Molecule: messenger RNA, 3450 nt
Organism: Lachnellula hyalina
Lineage: Eukaryota; Fungi; Ascomycota; Leotiomycetes; Helotiales; Lachnaceae
Gene: Tbcd
Product: Tubulin-specific chaperone D
Exons: 2
Coding region: 1-3450 (1149 amino acids)
Biological process (GO): tubulin complex assembly; post-chaperonin tubulin folding pathway; microtubule cytoskeleton organization
Molecular function (GO): beta-tubulin binding; GTPase activator activity
Source: RefSeq, a predicted model, not a curated record
AUGACCACCCAAAAGCCCGCAAAUGCCAGCUCUGGCGCCCAAGGCAUGGAUGCACCCGAAGAUGACCGCGAUAUAAAGCUCCAGAGAGUUUCUGCAGAUCUGCUAGCUGACCUAGAAAGCUCAUUGAAGCCAUUUUUAUGGAAGACCACCAGCUCUGGCAAGGCUAAAGUCCGCCGCCGCGUGCGAGUCCGAGCGACAGACAGACUGGUGAUCUUGCUAGAACCCUUCCAAGAACUACCUCAGCUCCUAGACCCUCACCUCGACAAGCUUGUGCCCAUCCUUGCGAAUGCUUUUCUCGCAGACCUACAAUCUCCCCCCUCGAAGAACCAGCAUGCUGUCGACUCACAGCUCUUGGUCCCAGUCUCGCGCUCAAUAUGCAGGCUUCUAUACACAUUCUGCAAGAUCAGAGGAGAAAAGGUAAUUGUCCGCUUUCUGAGCACCGAGACCAGGCAUCUCGAGCUUCUACUUUCCGCCAUCGAAGCAGGCAGCGGCAAGUCUGCUACCACAUCAGAUGCAUGGGGCUGGGAGGAACGGUAUAUCACACUUCUCUGGCUCUCUCAGCUCCUACUAGCACCCUUUGACUUGGCUUCCAUCUCAUCUGCAGACACUGUUGAUAUCACUCAAGCUGCCGUUCCUCACCUAGAGUGGCCACCCAACGUUCCAGCUGUAGCUUUACGAGUCAUACCACUGGCCAUCCAAUACCUCUCCUCGCCGGGUAAAGAGCGAGAUGCGGCCAAGAUUCUACUCGUACGCAUAGCAACUCGCAGGGAUAUGCAACACCUAGGCAUUUUGCGGUCCUUGGUUCGGUGGGCAAUUCUCGAGCUUCAACCAUCAGAAGUCAUCCAGCCAGCGUAUCACUACAUUGGAAUUCUGUCAUUCAUUGCCGGCGUUCUGGUAUCCUCCAUUGGUACCACCGAUAUGAGUCCAUUCCUUCCUUCCAUUUUCCAGCUCUCUCAAGACAUCUCGAGCUCAGAAAACGUUGUUUUUAACGCCAUCCAGAGUUCGGCAGUAGCUCGAAAGACUGUGAUCAAGGUACUCCGCUCUAUCGCUGCUCUUGACCUUUCCAGUAACUCAGAAGGCUCAGAGAGAGUCGAAUCUAUCAUUGGUACUCUUCUGGAAUACAUUUCUGAUUUAGCUACUCCUGUCAGACUUGCUGCUAGUAAGGCCUUAAGUAUGGUCGCAUUGAAAUUAGAACCUGAAAUGGCAGCACAAGUUGUGGAAGCAGUCAUUGAUUCUCUUGCAGCUGGUGUAAAAUGGCUCGAACCACCAGUCAACAACCGGGGUUUCCAUAUAUCCAAUGCCAACCCGCUGGAGUGGCACGGCCUGAUUUUGACACUCUCGCAUCUGUUGUAUCGUCGCUCUGUACCCUUAGAAAGUCUUGACAGCAUUCUCACGUAUCUUGCCAUUGGUCUUUCAUUCGAGCAGCGAUCUACGUCGGGAAGUUCUAUCGGCGCAAAUGUUCGUGAUGCAUCUUGCUUUGGGAUUUGGGCACUAGCUCGAAGAUUCAGUACAAAAGAAUUGAGUUCUGUGACAAUCAAAGCUGCAGCUCUUAGCUGUACACAGAAAGCGUCUGCCCUUCAGUGUCUUGCCACUGAAUUGGUGAUUUCCGGAUGUCUGGAUCCUGCUGGGAAUAUUCGACGUGGGGCUUCAGCUGCUCUCCAGGAGCUUAUUGGACGUCAUCCGGACACUGUCGAUGAAGGCAUCCAAGUUGUACAAGUGGUUGAUUAUCAUUCAGUUGCCCUGCGCUCGAGGGCUGUACAGGAGACGGCGCCACAAGCUGCUCGGUUGUCAAGUCACUACUAUGAGGGACUUAAGCUAGCUCUACUCGGAUGGCGUGGUGUGCAGGAUAAUGACGCUACAAUGCGAAGGACAAUAGCUACUGGUUUUGGAAGUGUGGUCUGGACCAAUCCGGAUUAUACCAAAAUCCAUUUGAUCAUCACCGACCUCGCUUCUCGUUUACGGUCUUUGCCAGUACGAGAAGCUGGAGAAGCACAUGGUUUGAUAUUGUGUAUGGCGUCGGUGAUUAAUGGUUUGGAGUUAGAUGUUUCAGACAUAAAGUCGGGACUUGAGGGAGACUUACACGGUUUUGUUCGCAGUCUCGGCACGUUCGAAGGUUCAAUAUUCGAAUUUCUCAAUACUUUCGAGACCUCCAAGUCUCCAGAGCUUCUCGCGGAAUCGGCAAGUUGUCUAAUGCUCGCGAUGUAUCCCGUUCUGCGAGCAGAUGUCGCAUUCCGCUUACUUUCUCCACCUGACGUGAAAGACCAUAAUCUCGUUGUCUCUUUCCUUGGAAUUCCAUCAUUAAACCUUGAUGCAUCUUUCGAACAUGUCACCAGAUACCUGGGUACUCUUGAAGAGCUAUACGAAAGCUCCCAGGUUUGUCGUCCAAAUGAGGGGAUCUGCAAAACUAUGCGAAAUCUUCUUUCCCGUUUUCUUGCCCUUGACGACAUAGACCCCGUAUCUGAAGCUGCCGCCGGUUUUCUAUUCUUGCUUGAUUCUAGCGACAGAUCAUCGGUUAUUCUUGACUGGGUUCAACGUGCUAGCAGUAGCAAUCGCAACGGGGAAGGGAAGGUCUACCUACGCGCGCUCCUGAAAGCUUUUCCAAUUGCUCAGCAGCCACAAAUCUUGAAAGUGGUGCGUUUGAGGUGGGCUGCAGGACAAGAACGCCAUGAUAUCGAGAUAUGUUCCACGAUCCUGUUGGCUCUGAGGACCAGCAUGGCCCUCCCGCAUUGUGUGGCUAUUGUUGGGGAGGGCUUGGAUGAUUACACGACAGAUGCGCGGGGUGAUAUCGGGUCACUCUUGCGAAUCGAGGCUGCAAAGGCGGCUGGAGCCUUGAAAGAAAAGACUCUUUUCGGCAAGCUCUUGCGGGUCUCGGUUGAGAAACUUGACAAAGUGCGAGCCGAGGGACAGAGGGCAUUGGGAGCGCCGACAUUGCCUCUGCAGGAAUACUUUGCCUACUUUCUGAACCUGGCCCUGCAGUCCGGUGAGAUGGUCAGCUUGUUCGAAGGAUAUGUUGUCUCAGCAGAUGCUGGGUCCGAAGAUGUUGUGCGGGCGAGUAGGGCUGCGCUGGUGGAGUUUGGUCAUGGGGAACUGGUGUGUGAAACGGUGAUUAUAGUAAUGAAGAACGAGAGGGUUCAAGUGUCCGCGAUGGAGGUGAUGGGAUUUCUCUUUGACAUGGGGAUCGCUCGGUUUGAGAAACAGAUGUUUAUGUUUGUUCAAGGAGCGCAUUACCAGACCAAAAAUGUCCGGAAGCUCGAGGCAGCUGUGAAGCUUUAUGGUGGUAUGGAGGCAUUGAAGAAGCUGACGAGUAUGCUGCUUCAUCCAUAUCCGACGAUUCGGAGCUUGGUCGCCGAGGAGCUUUUUGUGGCGAAAGGUGUUGGGUUAGGGGUUGAUUGGGGAAAGGCAAAGAAAGCGGAUGUUGAAAGUGUAAAAAGGGAGUUAGGGUUUAAUUAG